UCCCAUCGAUUUAGUCCCUCCCUGCCACGUUCUAUCCCUGAAAAACAAAACACCUUAAAGAGAAGUGACAAAAUCAGAACAGAGACCUGAAGGAAGAGUGACAACAUGAAUUUCUCAGAGGAGUACUUGGAGGAUUAUUAUGACAUGUUCAUUCAAACUGAUCAAUCAGAGCAGUUAAUUCAGUCCAUACGGGUGCUGUCCAUAGUCAUCUACAGCAUAACCUGUGUCCUCGGUAUCCCAGGAAACUCAUUUGUCAUCUGGAUAGCUGGAGUGAAGAUGAAGAGGACAGUCAACACUGUCUGGUUUGUAAACCUGGCUGUAGCAGACCUCCUCUGCUGUAUCUCCAUACCCUUCUCAUUGGUUGAAAUCAUAUUGAACCAACACUGGCCAUUCGGAGAGGCUAUGUGUAAGGUUAUCCCCUCUGUCAUGUAUCUCAACAUGUUUGCCAGCGUCUUCACCCUGGUUCUCAUCAGCCUGGACCGAUUUGUCCUGAUCAUCCUGCCUGUCUUGGCCCAGAACCACCGGAGCAUCACCCUGGCCUGGUUGCUGUGUGGUCUGGCCUGGGUCCUGGCCUUGCUCCUCAGCCUCCCCACCAUGAUUCAUAAUGGGACCAUCGAUAGUGUCGACAAUGACAAAAUUAUUAUGUGCACCUCUGUACACCCCCUUGGCGAAAACAACAUUAGGGGCUUCUUUUCUGCCAUCAAAGCCACCCAUGUUCCCAGGCUGGUCCUCGGCUUCCUCGUUCCUCUGACGGUCAUCGCUGUCUGCUACCUGCUCAUCGGCAGGAGGGUGAGCAGCGCUCACUUCAAGUCUCAGAGGACCUUCUGGCUCAUUCUGGCUGUGGUGGCAGCAUUCUUUGUGUGCUGGCUGCCGUAUCACACCAUAGGUAUGGUGAUUGGGUAUGGUAGGUUUGCCUCGGCACAUGAAGCCUGGAAUUUGUACCCCCUGGCCAUCUCUCUGGCCUAUGUCAACAGCUGCCUCAACCCUGUCCUGUAUGUGUUUAUGGGCCAGGACUUCAAGGAGAGGGUCAGGGUCUCUUUCCGUAAAAUAUUUGAGAAUGUCUUCAGUGAGGAUGCCAUAACACACACAUCUGUGACUCAUGUCCAAAAUGUCUGAUAACUCUCCUGGGUCGUAUUCAUAAAACAGCAUACUUAAGUUAUAGAUAAUGCUAAGAGUGUGCAAAGCUGUCAUCAAGGCAAAGGGUGGCUACUUUGAAGACUCUCAAAUAUAAAAUAUAUUUGUUUAACACUUUUUUGGUUACUGCAUGAUUCCAUAUGUGUUAUUUCAUAGUUUUGAUGUCUUCACUAUUAUUCUACAAUAUAGAAAAUAGUAAAAAAGAAAGAAAAAGAAAAACCCUUGAACGAGUAGGUGUGUCCAAACCUUUGACUGGAACGGUAUAUUCUUUAUUAUUGGUGUGUAGAAAAGGAACUGGGAGCCAGUGUCUAGAUUACUCUAAUCAAGGCAUUCCAAGUAAAAAAAAUACAUUUUUUAUAGCCAUCCACCACUUACACAUUCCUCUCAUGCUUACUGUAAUAUCUGUCAUUUAAAAAAAUAAACAGUCUGAAGAUCAA
Messenger RNA from Oncorhynchus nerka (sockeye salmon), 1571 nucleotides. RefSeq names its product C3a anaphylatoxin chemotactic receptor-like. The coding region runs from base 106 to 1116 and encodes 336 amino acids. The transcript has 2 exons. The record is from RefSeq and is a predicted model, not a curated record. Gene Ontology annotation, cellular component: plasma membrane. Gene Ontology annotation, molecular function: complement component C5a receptor activity; G protein-coupled receptor activity. Gene Ontology annotation, biological process: positive regulation of cytosolic calcium ion concentration; phospholipase C-activating G protein-coupled receptor signaling pathway; inflammatory response. NCBI's taxonomy places the organism in Eukaryota, Metazoa, Chordata, Actinopteri, Salmoniformes, Salmonidae.